Saitoella complicata NRRL Y-17804 is the source of this 2880-nucleotide messenger RNA. RefSeq lists its product as uncharacterized. The record is from RefSeq and is a predicted model, not a curated record. The coding region runs from base 1 to 2880 and encodes 959 amino acids. NCBI's taxonomy places the organism in Eukaryota, Fungi, Ascomycota, Saitoellomycetes, Saitoellales, Saitoellaceae. The transcript is spliced from 4 exons. Gene Ontology annotation, molecular function: oxidoreductase activity; protein binding.
AUGGGCACCCACCCAUCCGCACUCACCGGCCGUCCCAAAUCCUGUAUUCCAAAUAUCUUUGCAAAAGACUGGGCCCGCGAAUGUGUCGAAGCCGCCAUUAACUCCCGUCUCCCACCCUACGCACUCUCCAAGGACGAAUACAACACCUUCAAAGGCGCGAUCAAUCAUGUCCAAGUCACGAAUUAUCUCAAUAUUAGGAAUGCGGUGUUGUGGCUCUGGUUAAGGAAUCCCCUUUGUCCGGUGAGUAGGGAGGAGGCGUUUGGGGUUUGUAGGGAUGAUCGGUUCGUGCCGUUGGCGGAGAAGAUUUUCGAGUAUCUCGUCAGAGGGGGUUAUAUCAAUAACGGAGUCAUUCCAAUUCCUAGCCCGCUGGAGGUUUUGGGACAGGUGCAGCCGGAGCGAUCCAAGUCAGGAAAGGUCGUCGUUGUGGUGGGAAGUGGGAUUGCGGGACUCAGUGCUGCACGGCAAUUGGAGGGUUUGUUCAAGCAUUUCGCGAACAAGUUCCCGGAGGACGAGGAAUUACCCAAAGUCAUGGUCGUCGAAGCUCGGUCCCGGAUCGGAGGGCGGGUGUAUUCGCGUCCGAUCAAGGCUGAUACGCGGGAGCAGCUUGAUUUGGGUGAGGGAAGGGAGAGUACGGCGGAGAUGGGUGCGAUGAUCGUUACGGGUUUUGACUAUGGUAACCCGUUGGGUGUUCUCAUCAAGAAACAGCUCGCGUUGCCGUAUCACCACCUCAGGGAAACGGACUUACAUGAUGAGACUGGGCAGAAGGUCGAUAAAGAGCGGGAUGUACGGGUUGAGAGGAUGUUUAACGAUGUCCUUGAUCGCGCGGCGGGAUUCAAGGAGCCGAGGGUGCAACCGAAGUUGGUGGAGGGGAAUAAGUGGGAUCUGGAUUUAGGGCGGGAUCCAUCUUCUGAGGGUGGUAAGACGAUUGCGGAGGUGGAGAAGGGGGAGGCGGAGAUUCCGCCUAUGAGUGCUGGUGUGGAGACGGGUAUUUCGACGCCGUCGAAUGAGAGUGUUUUUGGGGCGGGGUUGGAGAGGAUGACCGGGCGCCCGUGGCACGCGACCGGGACGGCGGGAAAGAUUCCGCCUAUUGAGGCGUUGAGGAGGAUUGGAUUCGAGGUUGAGGAGAGGGAUGUUGAAACCUUCCAGCCUCGUCCUGCGGAUGAACCGACGCUUGGGGAUACCAUGGACGCUAUCCUCCUCGAGUUCAAGGAGCUCGCGAAGCUCACGCCGGAAGACAUGCGGAUGGUCAACUGGCAUUACGCGAAUUUGGAGUAUGCUAAUGCCGCUAACCUCCGGAAACUGAGUUUGAAGCAUUGGGAUCAGGAUGAUGGGAAUGAGUUCCGCGGGGCGCAUUCGAUGGUUGUCGGGGGGUACGGGCAACUCGCGCGGGCUUUGGCGUUGGCGCCGGAGAAGUUGGACAUUAAGUUGAGGAAGAGCGUACAGACUGUCGUCUAUUCGGACGCGCAGACCAUGAUUAAUGGAACGAUGUAUCAGCAGCCCCCCGUGAGGGUGAUUUGUCAUGAUGGAGAUGUGAUUGGGGCUGAUGCGGUUAUUGUUACCCUUCCGUUGGGGGUGUUGAAGAGUGGGGAUGUUGCGUUUGAGCCGGCGUUGCCGGAGUGGAAGAUGGGUGCGAUCUCGAGGCUUGGUUUUGGGUUGUUGAAUAAGGUCGUGCUUGUUUAUGAUGAGUGUUUCUGGGAUCGGGAGGCGGAUAUGGUUGGGGUGUUGAGGGAGCCGGAGAAUGGGAAGGAUCCGAUGAAUCAGGAGAGCUAUGUGGAUGUUAGGGGACGGUUCUACAUGUUUUGGAAUUGUUAUAGGACUGCUGGGAAACCCGUGUUGGUUGCGCUCAUGGCGGGCAAUGCGGCGGAGGCGGUGGAGAAGGAGGAUGAUGAUGUACUCAUCGAGGAAGCGACGACGGUGUUGAAGAAGAUGCACCCGGGGAAACAUGUGCUGCAGCCGCGUGAGUCGAUUGUUACUAGAUGGAAGAAGGAUCCGUAUGCGAAGGGGUCAUAUUCCUACGUGGGCCCCAAGGCUACGGGUGAGGAUUAUGAUCUUUUGCAGAAGGAUGUCGAUGGAAGGGUGUACUUUGCUGGUGAGGCUACGUGCCGGACGCAUCCCGCCACCGUCCACGGAGCCUACCUUUCUGGUCUUAAAGCCGCAAAGGAGGUUUUGGAGCACUUUAUUGGUCCGAUUAACGUGCCGACUGAUAAGCAUAUCGUUGUGCCUACUGAGAUCGCGACUGCGAUGGCGAAGGUCAAGGUCGAGAGUAGGAGGACGCAGUACAAGGAGAGCUGGACGCAGAAGGCGAAGAGGCUUAAGCGUGAAAGGGUGCAGGCUGCCGAGGAGGCUUGUGAAGCUGCCUUGGUCGAGAAGUUGGGCGAGAAGCCGAUGAAGGCGAAGAGACGGCCCGCGAACCCUUUCUUGGUUUUCCAGAAGGAGAGCUGGAGUAGGAUCAAGGCCGAGGCUGAUAGAAUUCAUCAGGAGCGCACUGGGAACCCGAAUGCGAAGGCUAGUAGGGAUGAGAUUCGUGCGUUGUUGGGGAAGGCUUGGAGGGAUAUGAGUCUGGAUGAGCAGAAGCCCUACCGCGAGUUUACGGAGUCGAAUAAGGCUGCGAACAGUGGUAGCGUUGCUGAUUUCAACAAUCAGUUGUUGGAAUGGGAGCGUCAGGCUGAGACUUUUAGUAAGACGUUCAUGGAUGCUGCGUUGGCUGAGCCGCCGAGUUCUUCAUCAUCUACAACUCCAAACCUGGAACUCCCAAACAGCAAUGGCGGCACUUCAGCCAGCAAGACGGCGCCAGCCGAGACCGAGACGGAUGCCAAACUCUCCCAAACUAUGUUUGUCACCCUUUGUCGUUCUGCUUCUGGGAGAUUAUUCGCCGUUUGA